AUGAUGAGGUCUAAGAAAGAGGUACGGUUCUCAGAUACAGAUGAUUUGCAUCACUAUUCGGUUGCACGUGAUGCUGCAUCUGUUGAUGAUAUUAAAGACAAAUGGCGCAUUUUACCCUGUUAUAUGGGCAUGCGCGGGAUCGCAAGACAGCAUAUAAACUCUUACAAUAAUUUUGUUUUACGCGAAAUCAAAGAGAUCGUAAACGCGCCAAGCAACAAGAUGUUAAAGAGCGAUGCUUGUAAAAAGUUCUACAUUGAAUUUAUAGAUAUCAAUGUCGGGGAACCUUAUAUGUCGGAAAACAACAACAAACCUAUACUACUAACACCUCAACUUUGUCGUAUGCGUGAUAUCACAUACAGUGCACCGAUGUAUGUGGACGUCGAGUACUACAACGGAGAGGGUGUGGCAUCGAAACGCGUAGAGAUUGGGAGACUCCCAGUAAUGCUCCGUAGUUGUGUCUGUGCACUUUCUGGUGGUAUGCGUCGUGGUGAGGAAGUAGAUAACUUUGAGAUUUCAUCGCGGCUCGGAGAAUGCCCAUAUGAUCCUGGAGGCUAUUUUAUCAUCAAGGGUGUCGAGAAGGUGAUAUUGAUGCAGGAACAACUUUCCAAGUGCCGUGUCAUCGUGGAGACCGAUGUUAAGAAGAAUAUCUGCGCAACAGUAACCUCUGCCACUGCCGAAUCCAAAAGCAGGACUGCAGUGGUGUACAAGAACCAGAAACUAUAUGUGCGCCAUAAUAGUUUCACAGAUGAUGUCCCUUUGUGUAUAAUACUGAAAGCUAUGGGUGUCACUACCGAUCAGGAAAUAGCGCAGCUUAUAGGUACAGCGGGAGCACGUGACUUUUUACCUACCGGGGGUGAUUACAUACUUUCAUUUCAGGACCUUUACAAUGAAGGUAUUAAUACCCGCAUGGACGCAUUACUAUUCGUUGGACGCAAGGUAAGACCACGCCCUCUAGCAAAGGGGUUCUUCACUAGCUCCAAGGAGAGGAUGCCGAAAACUAACCAGAACCUUAUAGAAGAUACCCAUGAUAUUCUUACGAGGGUGCUGCUGUCACAUAUCCCUAUGCGCAAUUGUCGCGAUUUUUCUGGUAAAAUUAAGAGCCUCUGCCUAAUGGCACGCCGGGUACUUUCCGUAGCCAGUGGUAAGGAACCUAUGGACGACAAGGAUCACUAUGGUAACAAGCGUCUUGAGUUAGCAGGUCAGCUUAUAUCUAUCCUUUUUGAGGAUUUAUUUAAGGCAUUUUUGGGACAAUUAAAAAAACAGAUAGAUGCCACACUAACACGGCACUAUGAGAUUGUAUCAAACUGUCAUAGCGGGGAACAAACGAAAUAUCCAGAUUGUUUAGUUAGCCUCCCAACCGAUAUUAUUACAAGAGGUAUGCAAGCAACAAUAUCCACAGGUAACUGGAAUAUUAAACGGUUCCGUAUCGAGAGGAGCGGUGUAUCCCAAAUAUUAUCUCGUCUAUCAUAUAUAUCAUGUUUGGGUAUGAUGACCAAAACCAAUUCACAGUUUGAGAAGGGUCGUAAAGUUAGUAAGCCGCGUGCUUUGCAACCAUCGCAAUUUGGACUUAUAUGCCCGUGUGAUACACCCGAGGGAGAGAGUUGUGGUCUUGUGAAGAACCUUAGUCUUAUGAACCAUGUAACAACAGAUGGUGAUAUUGAGAGAUUGGUUGAAUUGCUAUACUGGUUGGGCGUGGAAUCGGCGGAUUCAUUGUCGGCCCGUGACUCGUUUGACGAUGAUCGUAACAUGACCGUCUUUCUAAAUGGGAUUAUAAUAGGUGUCCACCAGAACGGCAAGGAGCUUAUCCGUAACGUGGUGUCUCUGCGUCGCCGUGGCAAGAUCAGUGCAUUUGUAUCUGUAUUUGAAAACUAUCAGCAACGCGAGGUACACAUAUCGUCUGAUGGCGGUCGUUUGUGCCGGCCGUUGAUAGUUGUCGAGGACGGGCGCCCGUUACUGACACCUCAGAUUUUGCGUCGUCUGGUUGACGGUGAGAUACCGCUUUCUACACUAUUUGCCUCGGGUAUCUUGGAAUGGAUCGAUGUGAAUGAAGAGAACAAUUCAUUGAUAGUUAUGAGGGAGAGUGAUAUAACUAACAAGACAACUCACUUGGAGAUAAGUCCAAUGAGCAUGUUAGGUGUAGUUGCCGGUCUUAUACCGUUCCCCAACCAUAACCAGAGCCCGCGUAAUACAUAUCAAUGUGCCAUGGGUAAACAGUCGAUUGGUAGUAUAGGUUAUAACCAGUUGAACCGCUGUGAUACUAUUUUGCAUUUGAUGGUGUACCCACAGCGUCCCUUAGUGACCACGAAGGCUAUCCAGUUGGUGAAUUUUGAUAAGCUCCCUGCAGGUCAGAACGUGAUCGUUGCCGUUAUGAGUUACCAGGGUUAUGAGAUUGAGGACGCUAUAGUGAUAAACAAGGCGUCUAGUGAGCGUGGUUUCAGCCGUUGUUAUUCACUGCGUCGCGUUACUGUGGAGAUGGAGAAGAUAAACUAUGCAACGGAUCGGCCUGGUUUGGGUCCCUUGAAUAGUGCACAUUCUCAAUUACACGCAGCAGCUCCCGUUGAUGAGUUGACUGGUGACAGCGUGAUCGGUGUGGGUCAAAGGGUGAAGAAGGACGACACGUUGUUGAAGAAGCUUACGCAGUCUUCUACGGGCCAGAUAAAGGUUACUGAUAUCAAGUACCAGUUUAACCAGCCGGCUUACGUAGACCGUGUUAUGUGUAUCACUACAAUAGCUGAGAGUGUGAUGUAUAAGAUAAUGCUGCGUCAAGUAAGGUUACCUGAGAUUGGUGACAAGUACAGCAGUCGUCAUGGUCAAAAGGGUGUUGUGGGUUUGAUUGAGAGUCAGGAGAACUUGCCCUUCAGUGAGCACGGCUGGGUGCCGGAUCUCAUAAUGAACCCUCACGGGUUCCCUUCUCGUAUGACCGUGGGUAAGAUGCUAGAGUUGGUUGCUGCCAAGGCUUCUGUUUUGAAUGGUAUAUUUGAGGAUGGUACCCCUUUUGAGACCGAUUCGUUACCGAGUAUCGAGCGUAGUUUGUUGCGUAAAGGCUACCACCCAGCGGGUAAGGAGAUUUUAUACUCUGGUAUAACCGGGGAGCCUAUCGAGACGUUGAUAUUCACGGGUCCCAUGUACUACCAGAAACUGAAGCACAUGGUAUCUGAUAAGAUCCACGCAAGAUCCGUUGGCCCACGUCAAUCUCUAACUCGCCAACCAACUGAAGGUCGGUCUAAAGAUGGCGGUUUACGUUUAGGUGAGAUGGAGCGUGAUUGUCUGAUAGCGUAUGGAGCUAGUGGUUUAUUAGUUGAGCGUCUUAUGCUGAGUAGUGACGUUUUUCAGAUGGAUGUAUGCCACGUUUGUGGUUUCAUCGGUUACGACGGUUGGUGUGCUUACUGCAAGCAGCGUGGUCAAACUGCCACCGUGUCCAUCCCUUAUGCCUGCAAGUUAUUGUUUCAGGAGCUCCAGGCUAUGAACAUUCGGCCCAAUAUGAUUUUGAAGGAAGGCAUGAGCAGUCAAUAG
Messenger RNA from Babesia sp. Xinjiang, 3513 nucleotides. It is a transcript of the gene rpc2, whose product is annotated as DNA-directed RNA polymerase III subunit RPC2. Gene Ontology annotation, cellular component: RNA polymerase III complex. Gene Ontology annotation, biological process: DNA-templated transcription. The transcript has a single exon. Gene Ontology annotation, molecular function: DNA-directed RNA polymerase activity; ribonucleoside binding; DNA binding. The record is from RefSeq and is a predicted model, not a curated record. Bases 1 to 3513 code for a protein of 1170 amino acids. NCBI's taxonomy places the organism in Eukaryota, Apicomplexa, Aconoidasida, Piroplasmida, Babesiidae.